AUGGCAGAGGCGAUGCUCCAGCGGUUGCCAUGGAGACUUCUGGGCCGCAGAGCCGCGGAAGGAGGCAGUGACGUCACUGCGGGAGCAAAUCUGCUGAGACUGCUGCGACGGGUGAGACCUUUGGAGAACAUCGCCAGGAAAGGAGAGGCUUUGGGAAGGGAUCGUGGCAUCCUGGAUAAUUUUGUGGAUUCUCGAGGCAGCUCAGGUGUGCACCAGCGAGCAUACUCCUGCCUCCGAGAGCUGGGCAAGAUGCUCUUCGGGGUCAAGGACAUUGCUCUGUUGGAGCACGGGUGCAAGGCGCUCGAGGUGGACAGUUACAAGUCCCUGAUGAUUCUGGGUAUACCGGAAGACUGCAACCAUGAGGAGUUCGAAGAGAUCAUACGGGUCCCCCUGAAGCCCCUGGGCAAGUUCGAAGUGGCCGGGAAGGCGUUUCUGGAGGAAGAGAGAUCCAAGGCAGCCAUCAUUAGGCUGGAGGAGGACAUCAAUUAUGCCGUGAUCCCCAGGGAGAUCAAGGGCAAGGGCGGCAUGUGGAGAGUGGUCUACAUGCCCCGGAAGCAGGACAUAGAAUUCCUGACCAAGCUGAACCUCUUCCUGCAGAGCGAGGGCAGGACGGUGGAGGAUGUGGCCCGGGUCCUGAGGCAGGAACUGUGCCCAACAGUGACGGGCCCCAGAGAGCUGCCUGCCAGAAAGUGCCCGGCGCCUGGGCCAGGGGAGAAGGCGGGGGCCGAGGCCCCCGUGGGCGCCGACGGGGCGCCUCCUCUGGCCUCGGUGGAGAAGCAGAGCAAGGCUGGAGAUGACAAGAGAGGCAAGCGAAAGCACAAGAAAAGCCGUCGACGGCACCAUGCAUCUGACAAGAAGCUGUGA
Molecule: messenger RNA, 864 nt
Organism: Callorhinus ursinus (northern fur seal)
Lineage: Eukaryota; Metazoa; Chordata; Mammalia; Carnivora; Otariidae
Source: RefSeq, a predicted model, not a curated record